GAGUGGUCAGGUUUCUGGAACGGGUGUGUUCGAUGGAGAGCAUCCGUCUGUGUGAGAAUAGCGGGUUUGGCUCGGUGACGGUGCGGAGGACUGAGCGAAGUCUCAGGACUGUUUGUCUGAUCGGAUUUGAUUAAAGUCACAGAGCAGAGGCCGGGCGCGCUGUCUUUACAACUCUUCUGUGAUAGCAGGGCGGCUCUGGGUAUAAGCUUACUCUUCUUCUUGGCCCAAAUAACAACAUUGGACCGGUGAAGGCAGAACAUCUCUUGACCUUCCUCUGGAUGUUAACCCACCAGAUGAAGAUAUAAGCUCUGUUUGACUUGAUCUGGACCCGAUUUCACCAGCUUUUAAGCAGUCCAGGUCUUGAUGGGCCACAAGGCUUCAAAUCCUUCUCUCUGGAUGUUUCUGCUCAGUCUGUCAGAUGGAUACAGCAGGUCUACACUCUACCAUGGACGUGUCUGAGGAGAGAGAGGAGGGAGGUCCUACCUCUAAAACCACUCUGGCUGGGGAACAUGACAGCCAGACCAAAGCCAAGAGCGAGAUCCACCAGGAGAGACCAGACUCCCCUGCACCCAGCUGUGUGUCCAUGAAGAGUGACUCGUCUAUAUAUCUCCCUUUUCAUUUCAAAGGUGGACAUGACUCCACCGAACAGAGAGACCAGCAGGAAAAGCCUGAGGUUACCAGUGGUCAGUCUGUCCAGGAGCAGCAAACAGACAUGGAUGCCAUAUUUAUGCUGCUUGAGGAGAACAUCAUCACUUUUGUGAAGAAAGAGCUGAAGAGGUUCCAGAAGGUUCUGAGUCCAGAUUACCCCGAGUGCUUAGAGCGACAGAGGGAGGAGGAGGAGCAGAGGAGCAGCGCCAGAGAGGCACUUCUGAAGAUCACACUGCACUUCCUGAAGAGUAUGAAUCAGGAGGAGCUGGCUGACUCUCUGGAGAGCAAAAGUCUUGCUCCAGUGUGCCGGGGUAAACUCAAAUCGGUUCUGAAGGAGAAGUUUCGGUGUUUGUUUGAGGGCGUCGCUAAACCAGGGGAGUCAACACCUCUGAAUCAGAUCUACACAGAGCUCUACAUCACAGAGGGAGGGAGUGGAGAGGUCAAUCCUGAACAUGAGGUCAGACAGAUUGAAACAGCAUCCAGGAAACCAGCGAGACCAGAAACACUAAUCAAAUGUGAAGACAUCUUUAAACCCUUACGCGGACAAAAUAAACCAAUCAGAACAUUGAUGACAAAAGGAGUGGCUGGCAUCGGCAAAACAGUCUUAACACAGAAGUUCACCCUGGACUGGGCUGAAGACAAAACCAACCACAAUAUACACUUCACAUUUCCUUUCACGUUCAGAGAGCUGAAUGUGCUGAAAGACAAAAGGUUCAGCUUGGUGGGACUUCUUCAUCACUUCUUUAUUGAAACCAAAGAAGCAGGAAUCUGCAGCUUUGACGAGUUCCGAGUUGUGUUCAUCUUUGACGGUCUGGAUGAGUGUCGACUUCCUCUGGACUUCCAGAACAAUGAGAACUGGACUGAUGUCACAGAGUCCACCUCACUGGACGUGCUGCUGACAAACCUCAUCAAGGGGAAACUGCUUCCCUCUGCUCGCCUCUGGAUAACCACACGGCCUGCAGCAGCUAAUCAGAUCCCCCCUGAGUGGGUUGACGUGACGACAGAGGUGAGAGGGUUCACUGAGCAACAGAAGGAGGAGUACUUCAGGAAACAAUUCAGAGAUGAGGAGAAGGCCAGAAGAAUCAUCUCACACAUAAAGACCUCACGAAGCCUCCACAUCAUGUGUCACAUCCCAGUCUUCUGUUGGAUCACUGCUACAGUUCUGGAUCAUGUGUUGAAAACAGAUGAGAGAGGAGAGAUUCCCAAGACCCUGACUGAGAUGUACACCCACUUCCUGGUGGUUCAGGCCAUCCAGGGGAAUGUGAAGUAUCAUGGAAAAUCUAGCACAGAAUCACCCUGGACUGAAGAGAGCAGGAAGAUGAUUGUGUCUCUGGGAAAACUGGCCUUUGAGCAACUGGAGAAAGGCAACCUGAUCUUCUAUGAAGCAGACCUGACAGAGUGUGGCAUUGAUAUCAGAGCAGCCUCGCUGUACUCAGGAGUGUUCACACAGAUCUUUAAAGAGGAGCGUGGGCUGUACCGGGACAAAGUCUUCUGCUUUGUCCAUCUUAGCAUUCAGGAGUUUCUGGCUGCUCUUUAUGUCUUUUUCUCAUUCGUCAACACUGGAGUCAAUCUGCUGUCAGAAACACAGUCAACCUCCUGCAGGUCUACACCAGUUAAAAAAAAACCUACAAAACCACGCUUCUACAAGACAGCUGUGGACAAGGCCUUACAGAGUCCAAACGGGCACCUGGACUUGUUCCUGCGCUUCCUCCUUGGCCUCUCACUGGAGACCAAUCAGAAUCUCCUUAGAGGCCUGUUAAGAAAUACAGGAAGUAUAUUACAGACCCAUCAGAAAACAGUCCUGUACAUCCAGUCGAAGAUCAGGGAGGAUCUUUCUCCAGAGAGAAGCAUCAAUCUCUUUCACUGUCUGAAUGAACUGAAUGACCAUUUUCUAGAGGAAGAGAUCCAACAGUACCUGACACCAGAAAGACUCUCCACAGACCAACUCUCUCCUGCUCAGUGGUCAGCUCUGGUCUUCAUCUUACUGUCUUCAGAAAAGGAGCUGGAUGUGUUUGACCUGAAGAAAUACUCUGCUUCAGAGGAGGGUCUUCUGCGGCUGCUGCCAGUGGUCAAAGCCUCCAAUAAAGCUCUGUUGAGUUCCUGUAAUCUGUCAGAGAGAAGCUGUCAAGUGUUGUCCUCAGUUCUCAGCUCCAACUCCUCUAGUGUGAGAGAGCUGGACCUGAGUAACAAUGAUCUGCAGGAUUCAGGAGUGAAGCUGCUCUCUGCUGGACUGGGGAGUCCACAAUGUAGACUGGAAACUAUCAGAUUGUCAGGCUGUCUGGUCACAGAGAAAGGUUGUUCUUCUCUGCUCUCAGCUCUGAGCUCCAACCCCUCACAUCUGAGAGAGCUGGACCUGAGCUACAACCAGCCAGGAGACUUAGAAGGGAAGCUGCUCUCUGCUGGACUGGAGGAUCCACACUGGAGACUGGACACUCUCAGGCUGGACCAUGCUGGAGAGCGCUGGUUGAAACCAGGUCUGAGGAAGUAUUCCUGUGAACUCACUCUGGACCCAGACACAGCAAACAGAAACCUCCUCCUGUCUGAGGACAACAGAAAGGUGACGAGGGUGAUAGAGGAGCAGUCGUAUCCAGAUCAUCCAGACAGAUUUGACUGCCGGAAACAGGUUCUAUGUCGACAGAGUCUGCCUGACCGCUGUUACAUGGAGGUAAGCUGGAACGGAGUGGUUGAUAUAGGAGUGACUUACAGAGGACUACAAAGGAGAGGAAGAGGUGACGACUGUCUUCUUGGAUGGAAUGAAAACUCCUGGAGUCUGUACUGUUGUGGGGAUGGAUACACUGCCUGGCAUAAUAAGAUUAGAAAAGACAUAUGUAUCUCCUCCUCUGACAGAAUAGGGGUGUAUCUGGACUUGUGUGCUGGAACUCUGUCCUUCUACAGAGUCUCCUCUGACAAACUGACACACCUCCACACCUUCACCUCCACAUUCACUGAACCUCUCUAUGUUGGGUUUGGGUUUGGGAGGUUUGGGUCAUGUGCCUCCUCAGUACGUCUGUGUUAGAUAGAGGAGGUAGAGACGCCUCCUGUGUCCUGGAGGAACACUCACACUCCUGCCCAAAGACAACUGCUGACAUGAUGGAUCACUCUGUACAGGAUCUCUCUCUCUCACACACACACACACACACAAGUAUAUCUUUAAUAAUUUGGUAGAACCAUUGACAGAAAUUUCUAUCAGUUCAUCUGGACUCGACAUUUAUUGAGAGAGAAAUGCUUCAUCACUCCUCUAAGUGACCUCUUUAGUCUCAACUGACUGCAGGUGUCCCUCCCCCUUAUAAACAAUACAGUAGUAUAAUGAUCGAAACCAACAAUCAUUUUCAUAUGCAAAUUGCUGUGACCAUUAAUUAGAGUUUCAAUGGCCAUGUGUACUAUUCA
Messenger RNA from Lampris incognitus (smalleye Pacific opah), 4035 nucleotides. Its product is annotated as protein NLRC3-like. The record is from RefSeq and is a predicted model, not a curated record. Lineage: Eukaryota; Metazoa; Chordata; Actinopteri; Lampriformes; Lampridae. The transcript is spliced from 13 exons. Gene Ontology annotation, molecular function: protein binding. The coding region runs from base 419 to 3664 and encodes 1081 amino acids.